UUUGGUUGGGUGCGCGCAUGCCAGCAACAAAAGCAUUUUCAACAGAAACAGACCAGCAAUAAAGACCAACAAUAAAUACAACUUAUAAGUAGCCGCAGCAGUGCCGUUCUAAGCUUAAGCUACGCCAGAAAAACCUGCGCGCGCCAAACUCUUGUUUAAAUGAAAAACUAACCAAGCCACAAAAAAUAACAAACAAAGAUACACCGUUUAUUUACGUUUUGUGUUCGUCUCUACAUUAGUUUGUGCAAAUACCCAAAUAAUAGAAAAAAAAAACCCAACUCAACUUAUCUGUACAAAUUGUGUAUGUUGAACACUGAAGCUAAGUUGCAAGUGAUUGCACAAGUGUUCAAAAAGCAACAGUAACUGAACAACAGUAACAAACGCCAUUUAAAUAUGCCCCAGCAAAUGGCCAAAAAUAACUGUAAAGAAGUGCACGUCAAUGCCUAACGGGCAUUUUAUUAUUUUUGCGUGAAAAUACUUUUCCGUCGUAGCGUUUUUCUCCGUCUUCUUUUUUUUUUGUUGUUUAAUUUUUCGGUGUCUUUCGGGCAACACGCUUCGGGGUGUUCAAAGGCCUACCCAUGAAAUGUAAAAGCUGGUCCAAUAAAAUCAACAAUUUUGUUGUGCGCAGACUGAAGUCCAUAAAGAAUAACGGUACACAGCAACAACAGCAAUCGGUAGAAACCUCAGCAACAACAGGAGGCCAGAGUCCAGCGACUUGCGUCAGCAUCGCCACUGCAGCUGCAGUUGUCGUCGCCUCGAGCAGCAGCAAUAACAGUAACAACAUUGAAACGCCGCCAACAACGCCGCAGCAACAAUCAAACAUAGCUGCAGUCGCGGCAGCAACAACGGCAACAAUGCCGGCUAUGCCAAAAGAAAAAGCUACAACUGCAGUGUCCUUUAACAAUUUUGCUGAACUGGGCUUGAAGAAGGAGCGACUGGGCGUAAUGGCAACAACAAUGACGCGCAUGCAGAAGCAACAGCAGCAACAACAACAAACCUGCGGCUGCGGUGCUGCAUCAGCAGUCACAACAACAACAACAACAUCAACAACAACUGAGAACAACAAUAACAGUCGCUAUGGCAACAGCAACAGAUAUUUACCAAACGGCCACACAUCGCCGUUGGCUGCUGCACUCGCCAGCAACAGUUCACCACUACCGAUUUACACAAUGUGCUGCUCACAACAAGAACUACAUCAGCAGCAACUGCGCGCUCAAUCACAAAACACAAAACUGUACAUUGAUGCGAUGAUGGGUUCGCCCUCCAGCAGCCGCAAUACAUCGGCAGCGACGGCCGUAGAGCCGCUAACGCCACCAAAAAAAUCGGCUGACGAUUACAUAUUUGGGCGUUACAUUGGUGAGGGCAGCUUUAGCAUGGUCUAUUUGGCCGUCGAUGUCCACACCCGACGCGAGUAUGCAAUCAAAGUGUGCGAGAAGCGAUUGAUCCUACGUGAGCGUAAACAGGACUACAUUAAGAGGGAGCGUGAGGUGAUGCACAUGAUGACCAAUGUGCCUGGCUUUGUGAAUCUCUCCUGCACAUUUCAAGAUCAACGAUCGCUCUACUUUGUGAUGACGUAUGCGAAAAAGGGUGACCUCCUGCCGUACAUUAACAAGGUGGGCAGCUUUGAUGUCGCCUGCACACGUCACUACGCGGCUGAGUUGGUGCUCGCCUGCGAACAAAUGCAUCGUCGGAAUGUUGUGCAUCGAGAUUUGAAGCCUGAGAACAUAUUACUGGAUGAGGAUAUGCACAUGUUGAUUGCAGAUUUCGGAUCUGCCAAGGUGAUGACGCCGAAGGAGCGCACUGAGGCGGCCAGCCAGCUGUCGGAUAGGGGAAGACGCCGUCGCUCGGCACGUAGUUCGGACGAUGACGAGGAUAGCGAAGAUUUGUAUUAUGAUCUCGACGACCAGGACGAUCUGGAUGACGUUGAUGGCGAAUCCAAUGAUGAUGUCGAUGGAGGCGAUGAGGUCGAUUCCGCGUAUCACAGCUGCAUGCCCAGACGGCGGCAGAGGCGUCCGAGGCGAGGUAGCUUUGUGGGCACCGCCCAAUAUGUGUCGCCCGAGGUGCUACAAAAUGGACCCAUCACACCCGCCGCAGACCUUUGGGCCCUUGGCUGCAUUGUCUAUCAGAUGAUAUCCGGCCUGCCGCCCUUCAGGGGUAGUAACGACUACGUCAUCUUUAAGGAGAUACUCAGCUGUGGGGUCGACUUCCCGCAGGGUUUCGACAAGGAUGCCGAGGAUCUAGUCAAAUGUCUGCUCAAGGUAGAUCCGCGGGAGCGUCUGGGCGCCCAGGAUGAAUUUGGCUACUACGAGAGCAUACGUUCGCAUCCCUUCUUUGCCGGCAUCCAGUGGCGAACAUUGCGCCAACAAACUCCACCGCCCAUCUAUCCCUAUUUGCCGGGAGUGUGCAAGGACGAAGAUUUCCCCUCCAGCUUCAGUGUGCCUGGUGAUUUGGAACCUGGUCUCGAUGAGCGCCAGAUCACUCGUUUGCUGGGCAUGGAACUUGGUGUGGGCAGUGUUGGUGGCAGCGACAGUGCAGCGCAAAAGACUGCGAAGACAAAAAACUCCUUCGAUCUGAGCGAUGCGGAGAAAAUGCAACGCCGACAGGCACAAAAGACUGAUAAAUGGCACGUGUUUGCCGACGAUGAGGUCAUCCUCAAGAAGGGAUUCGUUAACAAACGGAAAGGUCUCUUUGCCCGAAAACGCAUGCUGCUACUCACUACUGGCCCCCGUCUCAUUUACAUCGAUCCGGUCCAGAUGAUUAAGAAGGGCGAAAUACCCUGGAGCCCUGAAUUGCGUGUCGAGGCCAAGAACUUUAAAAUUUUCUUCGUCUAUACGCCCAAUCGCACAUACUAUCUGGACGAUCCCGAGGGUUAUGCGCUCGACUGGGUGGAAGCAAUUGAAAAUAUGAGCAAGCUGAGCUACGGAAGCGCAGCGACUGCGACGUCAGCGUCGGCAUCGGCAUCGGCAUCAUCAUUACCCGCAACGUCAUCGUCGAAUCGCAGCAACAGUAGCAGCAGCAGCCUAGCCAUUGUAGCCAGUAUUGCCAACUCGAAUUCAUCCGCCUCGUCAAAUUGUUCGCCAACAGCGAGAAGAAAUUCGCCCGCAGCUUGCAGACAACAAAUGCCGUUAGGAUCGCUGACAGCCCCAACAGCAGCGUCAACGACGACUGCGACGUUGGCAGUGACAUCAGCAUCAGCAGCAGCAGCAGCAACGACGACGCAUGCCAAGAAAACGGCGUCCAAUUGAGUGUCAAGAGUAAUUCAAAUUUAGUGGAAAUGCAAAUUUAAUUCUAAUUUAGUUGAAAUUUAGUAUAGAAAAUAAUCUUAAAAUUAGCAGAGCUGAGAGUGCGCAGAAUAAACCCUAACAUUAACAUUAGCGUUAGACACAGGCAAAAAAUGAAAAACAGAAACAACGCAAAACCCAAAAACUGUUUAAAGUGCUAACUAAAAUUUGUUUUCCUUCGUUUCUACGCUGCUUUUUUUUUGUUUUUUGUUUUGUUGUUGAUUUUUGAGCGUUUAAGUUAAUUUUUCCAUUGUUUUUCAUUUUGUUCUUUCUAUUCUUUGUUUUAUGAAACCCAAUUAGAAGAUAUAGUACUCGAUGUAGUAGAUGGCCAAAAAGAUAAAAGGCAUAGCAAAAUGGGCAUAAGUAAAUGAAUUAUAUGCAUAUAUAAGCAAACAUACAAGCAUACAACAUACAUGUAAUAUUUAUAAAUCACACUCACACACACACACACACACACACACACACACAGGCACACACAUAUAGACUCUUGGGAAGGGAGGGGGCGGCACACGAAGCCGUGCUUUAGUAUAGUUUUUUAGCGCGUAGUUAGUCACAAUUUAAAUAAAUUAAUUACAGUUUAGAACUAGCAGGCCAACACAUACAAGCAUACAACCACACACACACACAUACACACAUGCACAUACACAGGCACAUGCUGCCUACACAAAGAACAAAAAGAACAACUUCACUUGUUUUGUGAAUUGCCAAAAAUUACAUUUCUUGUGUGCGUGCGUGUGUGUGUUGUGCAUGUAUGAGUGCGGAAGUGCUCGCCCACUUGGCAAGGUCAUCAAGUAUGUGCGUGCGUGUGUGUAUGUAGACUUAUAAGCCUAGACUAAUUAAAAAUUCAAUUGUAUUUACACCACAGAUAGGAAAGAUAUGAUGAUGAAGAUGAAGAAGAGUGGAAAAGUGGAAAAGUGUGGAAACAAGACGGGAAAAAUUGUAGCAAAUUGUGAACUGUAAACAUUAAUUAGCAAAGUAAAUAGUAUUACGUACAUAUGCAUAUAUUAAUAUAUAUGUAUAUACAUAUAUGUAUACCUAACCUAUAUAAAGGCAUCGUGUGUAUGUGCAUGUCUUGGAACCCAAUCGUAAAUUAUAAAACUAAAGGUUAAUGUCAAAUACACUGGAAACAACACUCUAUGAUUGUAAA
Molecule: messenger RNA, 4428 nt
Organism: Scaptodrosophila lebanonensis
Lineage: Eukaryota; Metazoa; Arthropoda; Insecta; Diptera; Drosophilidae
Gene: Pdk1
Product: 3-phosphoinositide-dependent protein kinase 1
Exons: 6
Coding region: 579-3245 (888 amino acids)
Biological process (GO): intracellular signal transduction; peptidyl-serine phosphorylation
Molecular function (GO): protein serine/threonine kinase activity; ATP binding
Source: RefSeq, a predicted model, not a curated record